Messenger RNA from Phlebotomus argentipes, 740 nucleotides. It is a transcript of the gene Rpp25, whose product is annotated as ribonuclease P protein subunit p25. Lineage: Eukaryota; Metazoa; Arthropoda; Insecta; Diptera; Psychodidae. The transcript has 3 exons. Gene Ontology annotation, biological process: tRNA 5'-leader removal. Gene Ontology annotation, cellular component: ribonuclease MRP complex. Bases 92 to 595 code for a protein of 167 amino acids. The record is from RefSeq and is a predicted model, not a curated record. Gene Ontology annotation, molecular function: RNA binding.
AGUGGGAAAAAGUGCAGUAGAGUUGCGUUGUUGUGUUUUAUUGGUGCCGCAUUUUCUGUGUUUCCGAGGAAAUCCAACACACACCGCAAGCAUGGGGAAGAACAAGAAGCGACAGCGCAACAAGAAAGACAACAAUGUUGACGAGGUGGCGCAAUUGACGGUGGAGAAAGCAACAGAUGAAGUUCUCACAAUGACUGUGAAGAGUGGCACGAAAGUUGAGAAUAUGCUGAAAUUUGCGCGGAAAGCUCUGCAGAGUGGCGAACACAGGAGAAUCGUGUGGACAGGAAGUGGACAAGCAAUCACGAGGACAAUUUCGUGUGCUGAGAGUCUCAGGAGGGAAUUUCAGGUGCAUCAAGUCACGGAAGUCAGUCAAGAAAUCGCCAGCGAGGGAAAAACUUCCGACAUUCCAAGCAUUCGCAUUCUUCAAUCGCUGGAGAAAAUCGACCCUUUGACGCCGGGAUAUCAAAGCUCCGAAGGUGGAACAGCUUUUUGGCUGAGUGCUCGCAAAAGUGGCGAGCAAAGUUCAGAAGCAUCGAGUCACGGACGAUUUGCAAAGCGCCGGAAAGUCCAGGAAUGCGGUGAAAGUGCGGAAUAAAAGGGUGAAAAAGUAAGCACAAGAAUUAGAUUUACUUUCCACACACAUUCUUAUUUCUUUUUGUACUCUUGACGUGGAACUGAGCACAAAGGCCGGAGACUUUUCUGGGGCUUCAGUGGCAGUGGAAUGAAUGCUAUUUUCCGCG